GUGGGCGGGGCGGGAGCGCGCCGGGUGAUGGCGGCCGCGGUGCUGGAGCUGCUGUUGCGGGGGGAGCUGGCGGUGACCGAGACGCUGCUCUGGCUGCGGCCGCCUGACCAGGACGUUGAAUUGAGUGACAAGCUUUUGGUGUAUAACUCACAGCAGAAAGACUUUGUACCUUACCUUCUAAAUUUUUUGAGAGAACAGACAAACCAACUAAUACCAAACGGGCCACCUACUCCUGCAAAGACAUCCUCAGCCAAAGGACUGAAACCAGCAGUAUGUUUUCAGGAUGGGAACGAGAGUGGUGUGGCAGUAAGAAGGAUAAGUAAUUCACAGACCCCAAAAGGGCCUAAAGCACAGUUAUUCCCAGACACUUCAAAUAGUUCCUUCAACUCAAGUGCUUCUUUCCUGUCGCCUUCACCCAGUGGUUCCUCAUUCUUCUCAAAGUCCAGUAAUGAUUUGAACCGUGCAACUUCACCUGUUAGCCCUGACCUCAGCAGUAGCACAGCACAGCGCUCUGGGGAGCGACGGCUAACUCAAAGAGCCAACCUUGGCCAAUUCAUCGUUCAUACUGACAGCCAGUUUCAGCGACGUGCUAGGAAGAAGAAUUUUGUCAAUGCUGGUCGCCAAGGAGCUAAGGACUCGGGAAAGAGCCCAACCGAAGAGGAUGGUAUGUCAUGGAAUGCCAGCAGGAGAAACAUGGAGUGUAUCAACACUUCUCGGACUGCUACUCAGCUAAAUAUACAUAACCUGGAAGAAUUUCCUCCAGUGGGUGCAACUCCUUUGGGAAGUAAAACAAAACCAUCAAGAAGAAUUAAUCCUACUCCAGUCAGCACAGAGCGGUUGCAGUCCAGACCAAAGAAGUGUUUCACUUCCACUCCUCUGAGUCAACCAUUGUCCUCCAUGUACUCCACAGAAGCUACUUCUGAAACAUUUGGAGCUAGUUCAGAGGGAUUUAGCCCAACCGUAUCUGCCAGUAACCUGCAGGAAGAGCGGGAGAUGUUGAAAAUUGAAAGAUCCAAGUUGAUUCAACAGUCACCAGUCGUGGACCCAGCCACACCCAUUAAAGGCCAGUAUGGGAGAUCCUGCAGUGUUAUCUCUGACAGUUUUGUCGUGUGUGCUGAUGUCAGCAAAAUUUCUCAUCAAAGGCAACUGAAUGUGCUGGCUCAGUUGUAUUCUGCCUGUAUCUCUGAAAAUUUAGUGCCAAACAUUUUUUUGGAGCUGUUCUUUCUGCUACAGCUGUUGACAUCCAGGAGAGGAACAUCAGUAGACGAUUUGGAAGAUGACAUAGAAUGUAAUGUCGGAGAUGUUGUGGAUGUGCAGUAUUUCAGAAGUAUGCAUAAUUGCAUCUAUUUUGCUGUCAAAGUUCUGGAAAGACAGUUCACGAUAAUUUCAUUUUUAGAUAAAGGGACGAUAAGGCUUCUUGGUGAGAAUGACCGAAUUGGCAAGUUCUCUCCCUCUUUACGUGAGCAGCUGACCCAUGCCUAUGAAGUCAGUACUGCCCAGGUAUCGCCGGCGGUCCCUUCACUUAUACAGUCUGUUCCAUUUGAGCCGGAAACUGACAAUCGAUCUAAUUUUACCAGUGACAAGGGCUUUCAAAAUUUUAAAAAACAAAGAGAUGUAUUUUAUGAGUUGCUGCGUGAAUGGGAGGACAAGCAUUCAAAUCCUGGUUGGGAGUUUGAGAGAGCAAUGGGUCUUCGAAUCAGGAACAUGAUGAUCAAUCUAAGUGCAGCGUGCAACCACAGUCACUUUGCACGAUUGUUUCAGAAACAAGUGAUAAGAAUGUGUAAAGGAUCAGUUGGAGCGAUCAGAGGCAGUGAGCAUCCUGAUCAAGAUGUGCUGGACAUGUUUGGAACGGACAACCUUACCAAACUGAAGAGGCUACAGGAACGCUUUGUUGUGCCACAGAAUAUUGGUGGGCCGUGUCCACCUCCAGUCUUCUCCGGUUGCCAAGUAUUCUUCAGAGAUUUUCUUUUGUGCGCCGGGAGCCAUCAGUUGAAUCAACACUUGUCAGAUACUUUGUGUCAGCAGAUUUUGGAGCUGGAUAACAUAACGAUCCUUCGGCACAAGUCCUCAGGAGGAGAGGCAGAUAUGGAUGAACAGAAUGAGAAGCAACAUUUCGCCUCGGUCUUGAUGACUACAAGAUUACUGGCUAAGUUUCUGGGUUUCCUCACUUUCCUCCCUUAUCGUACAGGAGAUCGACCAACGAGAGAAAUGCAAGAGACUAGUAUUUUUCUGAGGAAUAAGACCAUGCCUGUUCUAAAUAUAUAUGAGUUACUGAGAAGGUCAAUUAAAAACCGGCGUACUAUUCUAACUGUACCCUGGGUGGUGGAGUUUCUCAGCAUGAUGGACCAUGUGGCACCAUUCCUGGAUUGUUAUCACAAAGUGUUUACUCUCAUCUUGCAUUUACACAGAUGCUUUGUUCUAACAAGUGAAAAGAAGGAAAAUUACCUGAACAAGCUGCUGAUUCUUGCAGUACUCGGCUGGCUCUUCCAGAUUCCUGUAGUUCCUGAAGAAAUAUUCUUCAAUGAAGAGAAGAUUGAUGAAUUUGGAACCAAUGUAUCGGACCAAGGCUUAGAUUCCGUUCCAUUGGUUGACCAACAGUUGCUCUAUCUCUGUUGCCCAUACCUGAGUGAGUUACGCAAGUUGUUGGCUUCCUAUGUAGUUGGUAAUGGGAUAAAAAAUGGAGGAUAUAUGAGAAAGAUCACACCAACUUCAGCAGAGCCUGUAGUGCCAGAUUCAUCACAGUCACAGCAGAAACUCCAGGCAGAGUUGGAGGAAGCCUUUUUUCAUAAUCAACCCCCCUCACUUCGCAAAACAGUGGAGUUUGUGGCUGAACGAGUUGGAUCUAAUUGUGUGAAGCAUAUUAAGGCAACGCUAGUGUCUGAGUUGGUCAGACGUGGGACAGCAAAGUUACACAGUGAAAUGAAGGACGAGGAGUCUAACCUCCCCAAACUGCUUGAAGCUGUAACCCAUCAGCUCUGUGAAGAAGGCAGACAGGCAGUGGCCAAAGGAAAAGAAUUCUGUAGCAGAAAGGGACCUGAAGCAAUUCAAGUGCUGCUUCCAGGAGAGACAUCUGCCUCGGUGUUGAGGACAGCAGAAGAUAUAGCAACUCGCCUCGCAACGGAGAAAGCCUGCACGUGGCUGUCCACCAACAUCACAGUUUUAAUUAAGAAAGAAAUGACCCUCAGCUUUGAAAGACUGAAGAAAUCUCGAACCAUGCAAUCGGCAAAUGCAACUGAAGUUUCCGGAACAACGGGUGGUUGCCCUCCGGACUGUAAACACAAUGCACCCUCUCCUUCCAAGGUAGCCAGCGAGUUUAAGGAGCUGCUGAGUGUAACAUUGGGUCCCAGGAAUAGGGACGAAACAGUGGACCACCAGGAACUUGACAGUUUAUUAAGAAGAUUAAGCCAAACGCUGACAUGUAGACAGUACAUCUGUCCGGUAAUUGAACAGGCCCUUGCCAAGUACACCGUGGAGCUCGCAUCUUUAUUAGUUGCAGGGGAAGUUCCAUUAUCUGAUCCUCCUGAGGAGAAUGACAGGGAAGAACCUUCUCAUUAUGCAUCUGUCCACCAAUUGCUCACAUUACUCCUUGCUUUGUGGAAGGACGAUUUCCGUGUUCGUGUACCCCUUCAGCUGAUGUUUAGUGAGAAGAACAUUGCCUAUACAGUGCGGACAGGAAAUCGAAAGUCACAGUGGAGUAAGCUCUCCUUCCUGCUUCACGGUCUCAUUAUGCAGGGGUUGAUGAAAGCUGUCGAGAUAGAGCGUUGCUGGAAGGACCUUUCACAACUGCACUGGCCCCAGGAUUUCAGAAGUGUGAUAGAAUCUGCACUUAAAAUGUGUUCAGAACUGCCAAAAACAGAUGAAGUGGAAGAACAGAAGGCAAAUGAGUCAAGAUAUAUUGAGUAAAGCACAGGCUUGGAUUAUGACAUAGAAAGAGGAAAGACGUGGUCUAUUUUUACAGUAUUUUACAAUUCAUGUGUAAUUUGUUUGUAUAUUUUAUUGAAAGUUAUCAGUUGGUAAAUUUAAUCAAAUAUUCAAAUGAAUAUUUUGUAGUUCACAUUGGACUAGCUAAUAAACGAACCACUUUUUUAAUUGUGUAAGUAA
Leucoraja erinaceus (little skate) is the source of this 4101-nucleotide messenger RNA. It is a transcript of the gene cdan1, whose product is annotated as codanin 1. The coding region runs from base 28 to 3903 and encodes 1291 amino acids. The transcript has 30 exons. The record is from RefSeq and is a predicted model, not a curated record. Lineage: Eukaryota; Metazoa; Chordata; Chondrichthyes; Rajiformes; Rajidae. Gene Ontology annotation, cellular component: nucleus. Gene Ontology annotation, biological process: chromatin organization.